Molecule: messenger RNA, 2378 nt
Organism: Chelmon rostratus (copperband butterflyfish)
Lineage: Eukaryota; Metazoa; Chordata; Actinopteri; Chaetodontiformes; Chaetodontidae
Gene: xpnpep2
Product: X-prolyl aminopeptidase (aminopeptidase P) 2, membrane-bound
Exons: 21
Coding region: 72-2093 (673 amino acids)
Molecular function (GO): metalloaminopeptidase activity
Source: RefSeq, a predicted model, not a curated record
UACACAUCGGAGCACCUGCUUUGUAGCCACUCUGUGUGUGGAUCUGUUCCUGACGGGCUCGAAGUGCCAACAUGCCUUCCUUUAGCUGGUGGUUGGCUCUGUCUCUGGCGGCGCUAACAGGAAACAAUAUUGGUGCUGUUGCAUCCGAGUCGGCUGAGAGGAACUGCUCUCUGUCCCCACCGUACCUCCCCAGCACAGCAGUAAAUACCGCUCUCCAGCUUCAGGAGUUACGAGAGAGAAUGCUUCCCCUGAAUAUCUUUGCCUACAUAAUCCCUGGCACUGAUGCUCACCUGAGUGAGUAUAUCGCACCGCGUGACGCCAGGGUGGCCUUCAUGACCGGCUUUACAGGCUCCGCAGGCACUGCCGUAGUUACUCAGACCAAGGCCACUCUGUGGACAGACAGCCGCUACUGGGUUCAAGCUGAGAGACAGAUGGACUGCAACUGGGAGCUGGAAAAAGACGUGUCCAUCAGCAGCAUAGCAGAGUGGCUAAUCUCUGAAGUUCCACCAGGCGGCGAGAUCGGCUUUGAUCCCUUCCUCUUCUCCCUCGGAACACAGGAGAGCUACAACAUCAAUCUGGAUUCGAGCAAUCGCAGCCUCAAGUCCAUCCCUGACAACCUGGUCGACCAAGUGUGGAAGGAAAGGCCGGACAUCCCACCUGACAACCUCACCCGCCUGCCCGGAACAGUCAUACACAGGACUUGGCAGGAGAAAGUGGACCUCAUACGGAGUCAGAUCAGAGACAAUCCAUACAAACCAACAGCUCUUCUGCUUUCAGCACUGGAUGAAACAGCCUGGCUGUUCAAUAUGCGCGGCAACGACAUUCCUUACCAUCCCUUCUUCUACUCCUACACACUGCUCACAAUGGAUGAGAUCUUGCUCUUCCUCCACUUGAAGAGAGUGCCAGAGGAGUUGAGGGACUACCUGAACUCCUCCUGUACUGGGCCCAACUGUGUGCAGCUAAAAGAAUAUGACGAUGUCGAAGAGGAAGUGAAGAAGUAUGUAGCCCAGCCCGGAGUUAAAGUGUGGAUCGGCACAGAGUACACAAACUACGCACUUUAUGAGCUCAUUACACCAGAAGAGAAACUGUUGACAAGCUCCUACUCUCCUGUGUUGACAACUAAAGCAGUGAAAGAUGAGAAGGAGCAGCAAGUCCUGAGGAAUGCUCACGUGAGGGAUGCAGUUGCAGUCAUCCAGCUGCUGAUGUGGCUGGAGGAGGCAGUGCCACUGGGGAAGGAGACUGAGCUGACGGCUGCAGCAUACAUCAAUGAGUGCCGUGGAAAACAGAAUGACAGCAGAGGCCCGAGCUUUGAGACUAUCUCUGCGAGCGGACCCAACGCUGCACUUGCCCAUUACAGCCCAACAGCAGAAACAAGCCGGAAGCUGACAGUUGAUGAGAUGUACCUGGUGGACUCUGGUGGCCAGUAUCUAGACGGGACCACUGACAUCACUCGGACUGUACACUGGGGAACCCCCACUGCACUGGAAAGGGAGGCCUUCACUCGAGUGCUCAUGGGAUGCAUUGAGAUAUCUCGGACCAUCUUUCCCUCAGGGACAAGAGGUGCAAACAUAGAGAUGCUGGGUCGCCGGGCAUUGUGGGAGGUGGGCCUGAACUAUGGCCAUGGCACAGGUCACGGUGUUGGAAACUACUUUGGAGUUCACGAGUGGCCAGUUGGCUUUCAGACCAACAACAUUCCCUUCAGAUCCGGCAUGUUCACGUCUAUAGAACCUGGAUAUUACAAGGAUAAUGAGUUUGGGAUCCGGAUCGAAGAUGUUGCCGUGAUUGUACCUGUGCAUACAAAGCAUGGUAAUAACUACCUGACUUUUGACACUGUGUCGCUGGUUCCAUAUGACAGAAAGCUGAUUGACACCUCUAUCCUCACCUCAGAACAACUUCAAUGGCUGAAUAAAUACUAUGAGACCAUCCGAAGGCUGAUGGGUCCGGAGCUGGACAAACAGGGACUACAUAAGGAGAAGGACUGGAUGCUCAAAAACACAGAGCCCUUCAUGGAGUCUGGAUCAUCUGCCUCUGUCUGUACCUCUUCACUGACCCUCAUCACUCUGGCCGUUGCUCUCCUCUACAACAUCAUCUGAGCAUCUUCAUCUUUCUUGCACUCACUCCAUACUGCAGACUUGCACCAAAGUUACCCCUAUGCAGUCUCUAUUGAGCAGCUACAGCACACUGAGGGAUGCACUGCAAUUUAGCAUUUUUUAAUUGAAGGAUAUAUUUGUUAAAUGAUUAAAUGGCUGAUGUUGUGGUGAUAAACUUUGAAAAAUUAUCUUUUGUGUGAUUUCUGAUGUUCUCGCUUGUGUCUGGUUUUUAAUCUGGACAUUUGUAUGACCAGCUGAUAUAAUUUCUAUUUUAUUAAAGUAACACUA